AUGGCCAGUAAUGACCUGGUAACUUUUGCGGGCGAUGGACCUGCAGAACUGGUGGACCUCGCCCAGGCCACCAUCUUCAUCCACGCUGACGACUUUCCGGGCGUGCACAUCGCCGCCAGAAACCUUGCCCAGGAUUUUGCGCGUGUGACCGGCAGUGACCCGCGACCGAUUGUCUUGCUUAAAGGGAAUGCAGACUCUACUGAUAUCGAAAAGGUGGACAAUGGCAUCAUCAUUGGUAGCUUACAGAGAAACCCCUUGCUCCAAAGCCUGAAAGGAUACGAGCUUGCUUCUUUAGACACGGGGCGGGUGCUGGGAAAGUGGGAGUCCUUUACAACUGCUGUUCUCCAAAAGCCGUUUCCAUGGUGUAAGAGGGCUUUGGCGAUCGCCGGAAGUGACAAAAGAGGUGCCAUCUUCGGAACAUACACGCUAUCGGAACAGAUCGGUGUGUCACCAUGGUACUACUGGGCUGAUGUGCCACCCAAGCAUCGUGCUUCUAUUCAUGCUCUCCCUGUCAACACUUACCAAGGAGAACCAAGCGUCAAGUAUCGGGGAAUCUUUAUCAAUGACGAAGCCCCCGCCCUCACAGGCUGGGUUCUCGAAAACUUUGGUAGCUAUGGCCCGGAAUUCUACAAGAAGGUCUACGAACUGCUGCUACGCCUCAAGGCAAACUUUAUGUGGCCAGCCAUGUGGCCUGGAUAUCCAAAUCCGGGAGCCAUAUUUUUCACCGACGAUGCAGAAAACGCGAGGAUCGCAGACGAGUACGGCAUAGCUGUUUCCACCUCGCAUCACGAGCCGAUGCAAAGAGCUACCAGCGAGUGGUUCGCUGAUAACCCUGAUGGCAGCUGGAACUGGCUGACCAAUCGUGAGAAGAUAACCGACUUCUUCAGGGAGGGAGCUAGCAGGGCCAAAGGACUAGAAUCUUAUUUCACCCUGGGAAUGCGUGGGGAAUAUGACAAGGGGAUGAAGGCAGACGACCCGGCUGCUGUCGUACGUGACGUACUCAAGACGCAGAGAGGAAUCUUCAAGGAUGUAUAUGGGAGAGAAGAUGCUGUGCCACAGUUACUUGCUCUAUACAAGGAAGUGCAAGAGCAAUACGAUAGUGGUCGUCUUGAGGUACCUGAUGAUGUGACACUUCUCUUUGCAGAUGACAACUUUGGGACAAUCAGGAGACUGCCAACUGGGGAUGAGGUCAAAAGAAGCGGCGGGGCAGGGAUAUACUAUCACUUCGAGUAUGUUGGUGUACCCAGAAGCUACAAGUGGAUCAACAGCAAUUCGUUGGGCAAGACGUGGCACCAGCUAAGGGAGGCUCACCGGAGAAAAGCAAACAGGAUCUGGGUCUUCAAUGUUGGCGACAUCAAGCCUAUUGAGGUGCCUCUGACUUUUGCCAUGAAGCUUGCUUGGAACAUCAACUCAGUGAAGCCCGACGACUUUCAGACGGCGUUUUACAAGAGUACUGCUGAAUCUUAUUUCAGCGAUUACCUCCUCGCAUACGACAUUGGCGCAAACUGGCAGGCAUACGAUCGACUUGCUAGCUUGCGCAGACAUGAGCAUAUUGAGGCCUCAACAUUUUCCUUACUCCAUUACAACGAAGCAAGCGAAAUCGUCAAGCGCUGGAAAAAUCUUCUUACCGACGCAGAGAAGAUAUACGCCCAGUGCAGCGAAGCAGAGAAGCCGGCAGUAUUCGAGCUGGUCCUUCAUCCGGCUAAGGCUUCCUACAUUUUCACUCAGCUACAGAUAACGCUAGCGCGUAACCAGAUGUUUGCAAGGCAAAGGCGCAACACAACGAACUCGGUCGCUCGCAGAGUGCUGAAGCUCUUUGACGCCGACUUUGAUCUCUCGGAAGAGUUCCACCACAGCCUUUUACAAGGGAAAUGGAACCACAUCAUGUGUCAAGCUCACAUGGGAUAUGGGGAUACAUGGCACGCCCCUUCCCGCGAUAUGAUCUCGGGACUCUGCUACGUUCAAACCAGACAAAACUCGAAUGCCAUUGUGGGGCAGAUGGGAGUUGCGAUAGAGGGUCAUGAGGGCGUGAGGCCAGGGAGGAUCAAUGAAGAGUCUGAGCGUACGCACCCGAGCCGGAGGGAUCUGGUGCCGGGCCUUACGCUUUCGCCUAUGAGCCGCUACGGGCCUGCCAGCCGAUGGUUUGACAUCUUCACCCGAGGCACACAAGUAAUUCAUUGGAAGGCAAGCUCACCUCACUCGUGGAUCACACUUUCCCAGACAACUGGCACAUUGAAUCCCAAGUCGGAGGAUCCGGAUGAAGAUGCUCACGUUGAGAUAUCCAUCAAUUGGGAUGAGGUUCCUGAUGACUUCAGGUCCGAGGUCCUCGUUGAUAUCCGCUCAGAAGAAGGUGAUUUUGAGCAGGUGCACCUCCCUGUUGACGGCCGACGUUUGCCAAGCUCCUAUUCCGACGGUUUUGUCGAGGCUGAGGGCAUCAUUUCCAUACCUGCACCAUGUGUCCAGGGACCUUUACCGUCAGGCUACAAAGUCCUUCCCGAGAUUGGCAGAGGGUUAGAAGGCUCAGUGGCCCAACUCGAAGCUCUUGACGCCGACUCAAUGCUUGUGCAAUGCCUGCAAUACAAGACUUAUGUCUUUACAGACCUGAUUGCGGCAGACACAAACGUAGCAGUUUUGGCUUUGUAUUUCAACAUGACACUCGAUAUUGAUCCCACAAACCCCAUGAGCUUCAAAUUUCAGGUUGACGAUGGUCAGACUCAUACUCAUACGUUACUUCCGUCACAAGACCAAAAAGGCCAGUCAGGCAAUGGGCUUCCCGACGGCUGGUUCCAUGCCGUGCAGGACUGCGUCUGGCUGCGCAAGUACACCAUCAACGCUGCUACUCUCACCCCUGGGGAACACACCAUACGCCUUUGGUUGGCACACAGCAAUUUGGUACUAGAAAAGAUUGUGAUUGACUUUGGCGGGAUGAAGCCCAGCUAUCUCGGUCCUCCUGCGAGCAUGUAUAUCGACUAG
Pyricularia oryzae 70-15 is the source of this 2973-nucleotide messenger RNA. RefSeq lists its product as uncharacterized. The transcript has 6 exons. NCBI's taxonomy places the organism in Eukaryota, Fungi, Ascomycota, Sordariomycetes, Magnaporthales, Pyriculariaceae. The record is from RefSeq and is a predicted model, not a curated record. Bases 1 to 2973 code for a protein of 990 amino acids.